Phalacrocorax carbo (great cormorant) is the source of this 2709-nucleotide messenger RNA. The record is from RefSeq and is a predicted model, not a curated record. Lineage: Eukaryota; Metazoa; Chordata; Aves; Suliformes; Phalacrocoracidae.
GCAGCCCCAACCACAACCGAGGUAGAUCCGGAGCAGCCGACUCCACAGUGGUGGUGCCGACAAGGAGAGCUGCUCCCUGCCCAAGGAGAGGACCAUGGCGAUGUGUACCCCACUGCUCAUCACCCUUGUCCUUGUCCAUCACCUUGUCACCACCUCCAUCCUGCGGGCUCAAGUGCUGGAGGAGACGGAGAGCGAGUGGGAUGCCCUGGAGAAGGAGCUGCAGCAGGGCUGCAGCAGCACCCUCCGCAGCAGGGAGAGGUUAAAUCAGCUGGAAGAGAAGCUGGCCCACCACGAGAAAUACAACUUCACGGGCAGCAUGAUCGAGACCUACGUGUUCAAGUUCAUGACUGAGCACUUCAGAGGGUUAAACCUCAGCAGUAGGAUGGAUGGGAAGCCAGGUGGCGCCAGGAGGCUCAGACACGCCAUGAAGUUCCCGGCGGAGCUCGUGGAGGGUGUCCAGAUGCGGGGGAUGGAGCAGGAGCUCAUCUGCAUCUAUAUCCACAGCCCCUGCAUCUUCCAGGAUGCCCACAACAGCUCCGUGCUGAACAACAAUGUGCUGGGAGCCUUCCUGCAGAGUGGGCACGUGGCUGGACUCAGCCACCCUGUGGAGAUCCAGUUCUGGCAUGACAUGGUGCUGGAUGCCUCCAAUGCCACCUGCGUCUUCUGGCAGCCUGGAGCUGGUGCGGGCAGCACAGGCAGCUGGAGCAGGAAGGGCUGCGAGACCAUUCACAGGGAGGGCACCGUUAUCUGCCACUGCGACCACCUCACCUACUUCGCUGUCCUGCUGCUCCCGUCGAGCACCCUGAGCCGAGCCCAGCUGGCAUCGCUCACUUACAUCAGCACCAUCGGCUGCUCUCUGUCGGCUGCUGCCACCAUCUGCACCCUCCUGCUCUGCUGCUUCUCCAGGCAGCGGCUGAGGGACAACACGACCAGGAUCCACAUGCACCUCCUAGCCACGCUGCUCCUGCUCAACUGCAGCUUCCUGCUGAGCACACUGCUGGCCACCAGCACCGAGGGGCUCUGCCGGGUCACUGCUGCACUGCUGCACAUCGGCCUUCUCUGCGCCCUGGCAUGGAUGGCUGCUGAGGCCUUCCACCUCCUCCUCCUCAUCAUCAAGGUCUACAAUGUCUACAUCCAGCACUACCUCCUCAAGCUCUGCCUUUUCGCUUGGGGUCUGCCCACACUGGUUGUGGUGGCUGUUUUAGUCUUCAAGAGCGAUACAUAUGGGUACCACACCAUCAGCAUCUCUGAAGACAACAGGAAUGCGACUAUGUGCUGGCUCACCAGCCUUCCGGCCCACUACGCCACCCUCUGCUACGCUGGCCUCAUCCUGCUGUUCAACACGGUGGUGCUGGGGAGGGUGGUGAUGAUACUCCAGAGGAUUGGGCGGCAGAAGGGUCAGGCGAGGAAGGACUGGGUGACUGUGCUGGGGCUCACCUGCCUGCUGGGCACCACCUGGGGCCUGGCCUUCUUCAGCUUUGACGUCUUCCUCAUCCCCCAGCUCUACCUCUUCACCAUCCUCAACUCUCUGCAAGGUCUCUUUGUCUGCCUCUGGUACAUCACUGUGCACUGCCGGAGCAAGCCGGGCUCCAUCAGCAACACCUCCAGAUAACAUGCCCCAGUGCCAGGGUGAGGGGCUGUGAGGGGAGCUUGGGGGCUGCUCCCCAAGGAUGUGGUGUGGUAGUAUGCCCCUGGGCUCAACAGCCAGUGCUGUUGGUGCUGCAGGUUUCUUCGGGGGAAGCAUUUGGGCUGCAAAGCUGGAUUUCUGGGUGGUGGAAGCUGUCUGCUGCUGGAGGGCUGCAGCUUGGGACCCUGCAGGUGCUGCACUCCCCUGGGGACUGUGGCUGCCCCCAUGCCAGCCCAGGACAGCCCUUCUGGCUCACAGCCUCUCCGUUAGUAGCCAACACUGACUUCUUCUGCUAAAGGUGGACACUUAUUAAAAGAGCCAUUCAAUUGCCCAUGCAGGUCUCCUCCACCACCGGAGGAGUGUGGUGGCUCGCUGCCACCUCGUCACCCCAGCCCCACGGCAGGCAGAGCCGGCAGAGCCGGCAGCCACACUCUGCUUUGUCAUUAGUGAAGGUCCCACUAGAUGGCACAAGGAUUUUGAAGAUGGUCCCAACUCUGGACUGUGCAUGCAGCAGGGCCAGCCAGCAGCAGCGCGGGCCUCUGGUGGUGGUGGUUAGCAGUGCUGGUUAGCAGUGCUUGUAAGCGGUGCAGAGGAGCCCCCUUGACAGCUGGGAGGGGUCAUCUGAGCCCCCUUGGGGAGCUGCCACUGGAUCAUCUCACAUGGGACAGGCGGAAGUGGGAUCUCCCCAGCUACAUCCCCCAAACCCAUGUGGUCCAGCACAGCUAUGGGCUUGUGAGCAUGGCUGUAGGGCUAUGGCACCCCCAAACCCUCCCUGACCUGGGGUUUUCACUACCAAAAGCCCUCCUGCUUGCCCCAAAGCCAGCAUGGGGACGGAGGCCACCUGCAGCUCCAGGUCGGUGGGCAAACAGGUGAGCAGGGCUUCUGCUUGGCAUUGGGUGGACGAGCCAGGGCAGAAGAGAGGGUGAGUAAGUGAACCUAUAACUCAGCUUUCCUCUUGCUCUCACUUAGGAAGGCAGACCCCAAACAGCUCUUCCAUGCGACCGAGUGCUUUAUUGGGGUUUAAGCAGUCCAGCCUGCAGGAAAUAAACAGCAAGGACAAAUUACAGGGACUAAAAUCAUCA